Monodelphis domestica (gray short-tailed opossum) is the source of this 2228-nucleotide messenger RNA. RefSeq names its product autophagy related 4A cysteine peptidase (gene ATG4A). Gene Ontology annotation, molecular function: protein-phosphatidylethanolamide deconjugating activity; cysteine-type endopeptidase activity. Gene Ontology annotation, cellular component: cytoplasm. NCBI's taxonomy places the organism in Eukaryota, Metazoa, Chordata, Mammalia, Didelphimorphia, Didelphidae. The record is from RefSeq and is a predicted model, not a curated record. Gene Ontology annotation, biological process: aggrephagy; autophagosome assembly; protein delipidation.
UCUGCAGAAUGCACCAACGAUGACAGCUGGAGAAUGGAGUGGAGGCCUUGGAGCGGCGCUGGCGGCGAUGGAUGGGGCGGAGAGCGAUCUCAGGCUUCUUGGGUCACACUCCGAAGCCCGGGGGAAAAGCGGGUGUUUUCCAGGUGUGAAAGGCAUAUAACUAUUUUAUCAGAUGGUCCAGAAGAGUUACCUGAAACAGAUGAGCCUGUUUGGAUCUUGGGGAAGCAGUAUGACCUUCAAGCAGAAAAAUCAAAGCUUUUGUCUGAUAUAAGUGCUCGUCUCUGGUUUACGUACCGAAGGAAAUUUUCACCAAUAGGAGGAACAGGCCCAUCAUCAGAUUCUGGCUGGGGGUGUAUGCUACGCUGUGGACAAAUGAUGCUGGCCCAGGCCCUCAUCUGCAAGCACCUGGGAAGGGACUGGUGUUGGGAGAUGCAACAAGAACAACCUGAAGAGUAUCACCGAAUCUUACAGUGCUUCUUAGACAGGAAAGACUGCUGUUAUUCUAUCCAUCAAAUGGCACAAAUGGGCGUAGGAGAAGGAAAAUCGAUUGGUGAAUGGUUUGGACCAAAUACAGUUGCACAAGUGUUAAAAAAACUUGCUUUAUUUGACGAAUGGAAUUCCUUGGCUGUUUAUGUUUCAAUGGAUAACACAGUGGUCAUCGAAGAUAUCAAAAAACUGUGCCACAUGUGCCCUUCCCACCUGACCCACGACAGUUCUCCCAGUCCUGGGAAUGGCCUUGACCAGAGUACACAUCUUCCUGAGCCUAGCCCUGGCUGGAAGCCUCUUCUGCUUAUUAUACCCCUUCGCUUGGGCAUAAACCAAAUUAACCCUGUCUAUAUUGAUGCAUUUAAAGAGUGUUUUAAGAUGCCACAGUCUUUAGGUGCAUUAGGAGGAAAGCCAAAUAGCGCUUAUUAUUUCAUAGGAUUUUUGGGAAAUGAGCUCAUCUACCUGGAUCCUCACACCACUCAAACUUUUGUGGACUCUGAGGAAGAUGGAACAGUGGAUGACCAGAGUUUUCAUUGCCAGCAAUCCCCACAUCGAAUGCAGAUUUUGAACUUGGACCCUUCGGUUGCAUUGGGAUUCUUUUUCAAAGAAGAAGAAGAUUUUGAUAAUUGGUGUAGGCUCGUUCAGAAGGAGAUCCUAAAGCCACAGAGUUUACAGAUGUUUGAGCUGGUUCAGAAGCAUCCAGCCCACUGGCCUCCAUUCAUACCUCCAACCAAACCAGAAGUGACAACUACAGGUGCAGAACUCAUUGAAUCCACCAAUAACCUGUCUGAACUGGAAGAAGACUUUGAGAUUUUGAGUAUGUGAAGUAGUGCCAUCCAGCCUGUGUCCACCACCUGGCACCACAUUGCAGAGAACCUUUCUAGCCAGAGUGCCUGAAUCACCAACAGCACAGAACUCAAUUUCAAUCUAAACUGAAUCAGUUACUCUUUUUGCUAUGAGCUCUAUCCUUAGAGAGAGAGAAGUUGAGUGAGUGACACAGAGGGAGAGAGGGGGAGAGAGAGAGAGGGAGAGACAGAUGGAGAGAAAGAGAGAAAGAGAGAGAGAGAGAGAGAGAGAGAGAGAGAAAGCAUGAAAAAGAGGGCAAUAAUCCUGCUGUCAGAUAGUAAUCAAGCAGAACCACAUGGUGCUUCUCAGUCUGAUUUUAGAGACAGUGAACCUACAGUUAAUGGUCUGGAUGUACAGAGUAAAACUCCAGUCAUUUCAGAACCAGUUAGUGGGAGAUAGUUCCUCUCUCUCUCUCUCUCUCUCUCUCUCUCUCUCUCUCUCUCUCUCUCUCUCUCUCUCUCUCUCUCUCUCUCUCUCUCUCUGUUUUUCUCUCUCUCCCUUUAUAACAUGUCUCUUUACAUACAGACAAUUCUGGUUUUUCCUUUGGGGUUGCAUCUUGGGAAGCAAUUGCUUAUAAAAUUAAAUUGUCUGGAUCAGGAAAAACAGAAGGUCUUGUUAAAUUAUUUUAAUAGGCACUUUGAAUAAUGAUAAUUUUGUAUGAAAACAUUUCUAUCAAGGGAAUUAUGGCAAAUGGACACUUCUUACAACCUCCUUCCUGUUUGGGAGAAGCUUGCUUGCUGCUGUGCCACUCUCACUAUUUCCCCUCCACAUCCCUACUCCACCAUCAUGGCUGCAUAUGAUACAUUUCACCCUGACCUCAAGUUGAAUCAGGAUCUUUUUGCCUUGCUGAUUUUGUUUCUAUAAAUAAAGAGUCAAAAAGUGGUUUGUGCUUUUAA